AUGCAGUUCUCUCUCGCCUGUAUCGCCGCCAUCUUGGCCACCAGCGUCUCUGCUGCCCCACCUCCCGCCGUCAACAUGAUGGCCGCCAGCCCCCAAUGGACCAUCGAGAGCAUGCAGCGAAGCUGCGCCAAGGACGACAGCUCCUGCACCUGGAACUUCAAGAUCAACACCCACAAGGGUGCUGCCACCGGCUGCAAGUACGUCGUCAAGGGCAGCAAGGCAUCUCAGCGCAACGGAGGACCGGUCAAGUGCGGUGACUACACCAUCACCUCUGGCUGGAGCGGCCAGUUCGGCCCUGGAAACGGAUUCACCACUUUCUCUGUUGUUUCUUCCAAGCGACAGAUCGUCUGGCCUGCUUAUACCGACAAGCAGGUCCAGAGCGGAAAGGUUGUUAAGCCUGAUCAGUCUUAUACCCCUGCCAACCUUCCCAACUAA
Fusarium subglutinans is the source of this 435-nucleotide messenger RNA. RefSeq names its product small secreted protein. The coding region runs from base 1 to 435 and encodes 144 amino acids. The transcript has a single exon. Lineage: Eukaryota; Fungi; Ascomycota; Sordariomycetes; Hypocreales; Nectriaceae. The record is from RefSeq and is a predicted model, not a curated record.